Molecule: messenger RNA, 1548 nt
Organism: Telopea speciosissima
Lineage: Eukaryota; Viridiplantae; Streptophyta; Magnoliopsida; Proteales; Proteaceae
Exons: 1
Coding region: 1-1548 (515 amino acids)
Source: RefSeq, a predicted model, not a curated record
AUGAAAUUUCAGGCGUUGCAUAGAGGAAUUCGAGAUGUCGAAUUGAAAAAGUCCUUAAUUAUAGAUGAACCAGGAGACAUGUAUGAGUUGUUCUCCAGAUGCGAAAAGCAUAUUAACUUAGCUGAAGUUCUUGCGUCCGAGAAAGAAGAUAAAAUCGAGAAGAGAGCCCUGGAAAAGAAGGAGGAGGCCCCCCAAGAAGCCGACGCAAAGCGCAGUAGAGAUGACAAAGAUGCUAGAAGAAAGCCAGGCAAAGGGAAAGCUUGGGUCCCUAAGGCUACUAAUCGGGAAUCCAAAUCGCUUUAUACGGCUCUGACUCAUACCCGAGCGCACAUAUUGAAUGAAAUCAAAGACCAGGUGACCCUACGGUGGCCAGCCAAGAUGGUCAAGCCAUCGCAUGAGUGUAACAAGAACACGUACUAUCGCUUUCAUCAAGACCACGGUCACGAUACCGAAGAGUGUAGACAGCUGAAAGAUGAGAUUGAGGCUCUCAUCCAAAGAGGGUGCCUAGGUCGAUUCGUCAAGAAAGAAGGAAACGAGCGCAGGCCGGAUUAUCGUACUCGGGAGCCAGAAGAAAAACAAAGGUCACCCCUACGAGCUGAUAAAAGAGAACUCCCCCAAGGUAAGCCCCAUGCCGAGAAUGUGCCCUUAAGGGAGAUAACUACCAUAUUUGGCGGGCCUGGAAUGGGAGGAGAAACCUCGAAUUCCCGAAAGCAGCAUGCUCGGAGUGUAUUGCAAGCCGAAGCCACGGUCAAAAGGAGAAGAACGGGUUAUCCCAUAACCUUUUCUGAUGAAGAUAUGGCGGAUAUUCAGACCCCCCAUGACGACGCCUUAGUGAUCAAGAUGGUUAUAGCCAACUACAUGGUGGGAAGGAUCCUGGUGGACAAUGGGAGCUCAGCUGAUAUCCUGUACUAUGAUGCCUUUGAAAAGAUGCUCCUAAAACCCGAGAUGCUAAAAAGAGUGGAGUCUCCCCUAUAUGGUUUCAAUGGGGCCCUGGUACAGACAGAAGGAUCGAUGGAGCUACUGGUUAUUGUGGGGACAGAGCCCAAACUCUUUACGGUGACGAUCAAUUUCCUGAUAGUAAAGGUGAAUUCCACACACAAUGGGAUAUUAGGGCGGCCAAGACUCACUGCACUACAGGCAGUGGUUUCUACACCACACCUAAUUCUGAAAUUCCCAACUGAUCAUGGGGUGGGAGAAUGUUGGGGAAGCCAAGUAGCAACCCGACGCUGCUAUGAAGGAUACUUGAGAACCAAAGGAAAAGAACCACAAAUGCAUCUGAUCCACUUGAAUUACAACCGAGAUAUCGGUGAGCAGGAAAGAAGUGAGCCAGCCGAGGAGCUAGUCCCCAUGGAGAUAGUAGAAGGGGAUGCAACGCGGAUCGUCCAGAUAGGCGCAGGCCUGAGUGACGAAAGAAAAAUUGCCCUCAUAAGUUUUUUGAGAACCAAUGCAGACGUGUUCUCCUGGUCUGCUACUGAUAUGCCAGGGAUAGAUAGAAAGAUAGCCGAACAUAGGCUCAGCGUCUAUCCAAAAGCCAAGCCAGUGUUCUAG